ACACAAUAGUUGACUACAAUACACAGAUAGACAAAGACGACGAAACGAUGGACAGAGGUUGCAGAGGCGAGAUCGUCAUUCCGGAGGCGGAGGCUCCCCUCUUCACACCUUUCAGACAAAAACCAUGCGCUCUCACAGCCACUUGGUUUUCGUGUACUUUGAGCACAAGCGAGAGGAAGCUCAUCUGUGUCACAAGCGCCAAUUCUUUCUUGGCCUCUCUCAUCCUCAAGCAGCUCUUGGCUCGUGGUUAUCUGGUUCGGGCCACCGUUCAAAAUCAAGUGGAAGUGGAGGAGGUGAGAGAGCAAAUAAAAGAGGAAGAGAUGAUGAGAGGGCUGGAGAGUGUGGUGGUGGUGAAGAUGGGAGAUUUGCAGAGUCUGUGUGAAGCCUUCAGAGGUUGUCAUGCAGUCUUCCACACUUCAUCUUUCAUCGAUCCUGCUGGUGUCUCUGGAUAUUCGGACAGAAUGGCUUUUCUUGAGACUGAAGGAGCAAAGAAUGUUAUUGAAGCUUGUGGGAGAGCAGCAUAUGUGAAAAGAUGCAUUUUCACUUCUUCUCUGCUUGCCUCAAUCUGGCUGGGCGAUGGAGCUCAAGGGCCAGUUGAUGAGAGUUGUUGGAGUAAUGAGGAAUUCUGCAGAGAAAACAAGCUUUGGCUUGCCUUGGGGAAGACAACAGCAGAGAAGGUUGCCUGGAGGAAGUCCAAAGAGCUGAAAGUGAAUCUUGUUGCUGUGUGCCCUGGCCUUCUCAUGGAUCCAACAUUUCCAAAUGCUCACAUGGAAACCUCUGUACCCUAUCUUAAAGGUGGGAGCAUUAUGUGGCAACAAGGGAUCUUAGCAACUAUAGAUGCUCAAAAGGUGGCAGAGGCACACAUCCAUGUUUAUGAAGCUAUGGAUAAUGGAGCUGGUGGGCGAUAUCUCUGCUUUGAAAGAGUGAUAAGAAGAUUAGAUGAAGUCAUUGAUCUUGAAGAUAAAUUGAAGAUGCAUGGCUCAUUGUCAAGAGGAAGAAAUGAGGAAUCGCAAGAAGAUGAUAAUGAUGAAACACGUUUUACUCUUACCAAUUCAAAGCUUACUGAAUUGAUGUCCCGUGCUGCUCAACGCCCAUCAUGCAAACAAUGACUCCAAUCUACCAUUUGUUUUCUAGAGACUGCUUUUUUUUUUUUUCCAGCUCCAUGGGGUGAGAGAUAGUCUGGUCAAUGUAUUAUCAUCAUGAACAUGAGAGAGAGAGAGAGAGAUGUAAACCCCCAUUACAGACCUUUUGUAGUUCUAAAUGAAGAGUAGAGUUUCAAUUUUUAAUGAGAAAAGAAGCCUAUAUGAUAAGUUGAGGCAAGUUCAAGACAA
This is a messenger RNA of Nelumbo nucifera (sacred lotus), 1331 nucleotides long. Its product is annotated as cinnamoyl-CoA reductase-like SNL6. The record is from RefSeq and is a predicted model, not a curated record. NCBI's taxonomy places the organism in Eukaryota, Viridiplantae, Streptophyta, Magnoliopsida, Proteales, Nelumbonaceae. Gene Ontology annotation, molecular function: oxidoreductase activity, acting on the CH-OH group of donors, NAD or NADP as acceptor. Gene Ontology annotation, biological process: steroid biosynthetic process.